Molecule: messenger RNA, 321 nt
Organism: Caenorhabditis remanei
Lineage: Eukaryota; Metazoa; Nematoda; Chromadorea; Rhabditida; Rhabditidae
Exons: 3
Coding region: 1-321 (106 amino acids)
Biological process (GO): microtubule-based movement
Cellular component (GO): cytoplasmic dynein complex; cytoplasm
Molecular function (GO): dynein intermediate chain binding
Source: RefSeq, a predicted model, not a curated record
AUGGCUCUCCCAGAGGAAGAUGUUCAUAUGAUCAUAAAGCAGGUUCUCGACGAGACGGUUGGUGCGAACGCGACAUACACCCACAAAGACAGUGUCCAAUGGAAUCAGAAGGCCGUCGAGCAGAUAACGAAGAAGUUGGUCGCCGCCGGCAAACCGUACAAAUACGUCGUCACCUCGUCGUUUUUGCAAAUUUCCAGCGGUUCCGGACUGAAUGUUAGCACCAUUUCCUACUGGAAUAAGGUCACCGAUUUCUCGUACAUGUACCGAUGGGAAGCGAAAACCAUGUUGGCAAUCGUCUACGUCUUCGCCAUCGCAAUCUAA